Molecule: messenger RNA, 1000 nt
Organism: Nanorana parkeri
Lineage: Eukaryota; Metazoa; Chordata; Amphibia; Anura; Dicroglossidae
Gene: TTPA
Product: alpha tocopherol transfer protein
Exons: 5
Coding region: 34-870 (278 amino acids)
Cellular component (GO): membrane
Molecular function (GO): phosphatidylinositol bisphosphate binding
Source: RefSeq, a predicted model, not a curated record
UCUGCAGUCCACUUUUCAAUCCUUCGCUGGAACAUGUCGGAAGAUCAGGCUGACUUUCUACAAGGAAAUCCCGAGCUGAACAAGCUACCCGACCAUUGUCCGGUGGUAGCACAAGCCAUUGCAAUAAUAAGGCAGAGAGCGGAGGCUGACAGCAGUCACUGGCCCCUGGGACUGUCCGAUGAUUUCUUGCUGAGGUUCCUGCGAGCGAGGGACUUCUGUAUGGAUCAAUCAUACAAGUUAUUGAAAAACUACCACAGGUGGAGGAAGGAAUGUCCAGAGAUUACUGCAGACCUGAAGCCAUCUCCUCUCCUUAACUUGUACAACACUGGCUACCAUGCAGUCCUAAGCUCAAGAGAUGCAUAUGGCAGCAAAGUUCUCAUUUACAGGAUUGAUAAGUGGGACACAAAGGAAUUUACUGCAUAUGAAGUGUUUCGAGUAAGCUUGAUCACCUCAGAGCUUUUAGCGAAGGAUGCAGAGACACAACGGAAUGGAAUUAAGGCUAUAUUUGACCUGGAAGGAUUCAGACUGGCCCAUGCAUUUCAAGUCACCCCAACUUUGGCCAGAAGAAUUGCUGCAGUUAUGACAGACUCUUUCCCUCUUAAAGUUCGUGGAAUACACCUAAUAAAUGAGCCUUUAUUCUUCCACCCAGUAUAUGCCUUAAUCAGGCCAUUUCUACCUGACAAGAUCAAGGAACGGAUUCAUAUGCAUGGAAGCUACUACGUACCAACUCUUCACCAGCACUUUUCCGAGGAUAUCCUACCUCCAGAAUAUGGUGGAACAGGACCCCCAAUGAUGGAAGUCUGCAAAGAAUGGACCGAUUACAUCAUGAAUUCUGAAGAUUACCUGCUCAGUAUAUCGGAAAACGUAUAACUCUGGAUAUUGCACUGUGCAUAUGGCAGUCCCUGUGGGAAAAUAAGCUAGUUAUAUAUUUACUGUGAUUAGUAAUAUUCAUUUGGCUUUAAUUAAAAGCUGUGCUUAUGGAAUGGUAAGAGAAUAUGGU